This is a messenger RNA of Emiliania huxleyi CCMP1516, 1481 nucleotides long. RefSeq lists its product as hypothetical. The transcript has 6 exons. The record is from RefSeq and is a predicted model, not a curated record. NCBI's taxonomy places the organism in Eukaryota, Haptophyta, Isochrysidales, Noelaerhabdaceae. Gene Ontology annotation, cellular component: cytoplasm. Bases 168 to 1211 code for a protein of 347 amino acids.
UUACCGGUUUCCUCGGCAGUGGUAAGACGACCCUGCUCAACCACCUCCUCACGAAACAGCACGGCAAGCGGCUCGCUGUAAUCGAGAACGAGUUUGGAGAGGUUGGUAUCGACGACGCGCUGCUUGGGAAGAACGCCCGCGAGGAGGCUGAGCCUGAGAUCAUCGAGAUGAUGAACGGCUGCAUCUGCUGCACCGUCCGGCAGGACCUCAUUGUCGUGCUCAAGCGGAUCUCGGAGAGGGUGAGCUCCGGCAAGCUCAACAUCGACGCCGUCGUGAUCGAGACGACGGGGAUGGCGGACCCUGCGCCGGUCGCCCAGACCUUCUUUGUCGACGAGUCGGUGCAGGAGUGCUUUCGGCUCGACGGGAUCGUGACCCUCGUCGACGCCAAGCACAUCGAGCAGCACCUCGACGAGGAGAAGGCCGAGGGCGCCGAGAACGAGGCGGUGGAGCAGGUCGCCUUCGCGGACCGGCUGCUGCUCAACAAGGUGGACCUGGUCGACGAGGCGGAGCUCGCGAGGGUGGAGGGGCGGCUGCGCGCCAUCAACUCGUUUGCGCCCAUCCAGCGCUGCCAGCAGUCGCAGGUGGCCGUCGGCGACGUGCUCGAGCUGCGCGCCUUCGACCUGCAGCGCACGCUCGAGAUGGACGACGGCUUCCUCGACACGGACGCGGAGCACGAGCACGACGCGUCGGUCAGCUCGCUCGCCAUCGUCCAGCCGGGCGAGGUCGACGCCGAGCUGCUCGAGGGAUGGAUCGGAGACCUGUUGCGCGACCGGGGCGCCGACAUCUUCCGCACAAAGGGCAUCCUCGCCAUCGCGGGCAGCCCGAAGAAGUGCGUCUUCCAGGGCGUGCACAUGAUCUUCAACAGCGCGCUCGGCGGCGAGUGGGCCGAGGGCGAGCCGCGCGAGUCGAGGCUCGUCUUCAUCGGCAAGAAGUUGCAGCACGAGGAGCUGCGCGCCGGCUUCAGCGCCUGCCUCGCCACCCCGCAGCUCGACGCGCAGAGGCGCGCGGCGCUCCGCUUCGAGGUCGGGGCCCACGUCCAGUGCAAGGUCGCCCCGGACGAGUGGGCAAAGGGGCGGGUCGUCGCGCAGCUCUACAGGAACACGCCCGAGGAGGGGCGCGCAGGGGGCGUGUCGCCCUACCAGGUGGAGCUCGACGGAGGAGACCUCAUCUUCGUCCCGCUCGACGACGACCAGGUCAUCAGGAGGGCGUGAGGGCGAAUCGCCCCGCUGCCAGGCAGGCGUCACGAUGUUCCGAGGGCCUCGCAUGGGGGAGCGGCAUCGCUUGGCGUGCGCGGUAUAGAGGUGACCGGAACGUCGUGCCACACGCACACCACAGACAUACACGCAACACGCUCACCCUCGCGUCAAAGUGCCUCUGUGCUCUGCAUGGACUCACACACGUUACAGAGGAUACUCCUGGAUAGCGUCUGAGGUCUGUGUGCGAGACGAGGGGAUACGUGUUGAAAAAAUCGCAUGAGGUAU